Molecule: messenger RNA, 1126 nt
Organism: Dicrocoelium dendriticum
Lineage: Eukaryota; Metazoa; Platyhelminthes; Trematoda; Plagiorchiida; Dicrocoeliidae
Source: the annotation of a GenBank genome assembly
GCUUUUGCUCUUGUCUUCUUUCUCUGCCCUGUAUACCAGUGAAUGAUUCACCAAAUCUUUGGAGCACCUUACCCAUUCCUGCUUGAAAGCUCCAUUCAAAAAGGAAUUUUCACAGGAUUGUCUUAUCGCUUCUGUCCAACCUGAGCUUGAACACUUUUUGCUAAACCGCGUCCCAACCCUCUGUGUUUGCAAAACUCCCCUGAUUUGAUCAUGAAUAGAAUCAUGCUUAAACAGGAUUUCGAAGUAAUUGCGCCAUCGAACCACGAAAUUCACGAUGACGAUCUGCAGAGUUCAUGGAUGUGGCAACAUUCGAGUUUCUGUAUUCUGAGACCGAAGCCCGAGCCCACAGAUUCACAUCCGUCAGCGGUAUCUUCAAGUGGGACAGCGAUUGGUGCCUUCCCGGAUCAUCAGAAGAAUGACCAAUUGGAUUUCAAGGCCCAUUAUAUUUCCGAUCGGUCAUUGAAAACUGUACAAGGCGCUCUUGUGAGCCCUUCGGACGAAAGUCGCAGAUGGGUGAUUAGGGUAGUGACAGCACCUUCCGUUUCAGAGAGAGAUCAACGAGCACAUGUGUGCAACUACUGUGGUAAAUCGUUUUCGAGGGCUGAUAUUCUUCGAAUACAUCUUCGUUCAGUUCAUAGGAAUCGACACCCUCACUUGCGUGAGUAUUGUGAGAAAUCCUUUUCCCAACAAUCUAACCUCCAGUCUCACGUGGAUUCCGUCCAUUUGAACCAACGAUCCCACAACUGCGUGUACUGUGAGAAACGUUUUACUCGAAAAUUUCAUCUCCAGACUCACGUAAAUUCAGUGCACUUGAAGCAACGGCCUUAUACUUGUGAACUUUGCGGUAAAUCGUUCGUUGUGAAGGACUGUAUGCGAAGACACUUCAAGUUCGUUCAUUUGAAAGAGCGACCUCACAAAUGCAAGCACUGUGAGAAAACCUUUCCUCUUAUGAGCAAACUACGAAUCCACGAAAAGUCUGUUCACUUGAAGCUACGACCCUAUGCAUGCACACAGUGCAGCAAAUCGUUCGCUCUGAAAGGUAAUAUGCGAAAGCACCUCGAAUCUGUUCAUUCGAAUAAACCGGCUGGUGCAAAGACAUGCAGUCCAUCGUGAAAGUCCUCCAACU